UGCCGUGCGGCUUAGCCUCGCCGCUUGUCGUAGUUGACAAACGUUUUUAGCUAGUGGCGGCUAGUUUCUGGGACAGAGUGAGUGUUUUAUAAGUCCGCUCCGCUGUGUGACCGCUGCUGACCACCCGACACCACGGCGGCUCCGCGGAAGGUCGUCGUCCGGGUGUCAUGAACAACUAUGAGGUCAUCCGUCAGAUCGGAGAGGGUGCGUUUGGUAAAGCCUUCCUGGUCAGGGACAAGGGCGGAGGUGGAGACGGACAGUGUGUGGUCAAACAGGUCGACCUCAGAAAGAUGUCGGCGAAGGAGAAGGAAGCGUCGAAGAAGGAGGUGACGGUGCUGUCGAAGAUGAGACACCCGAACAUCGUCUCCUUCACCUCGUCAUUUCAAGAAGAGGGCAGCCUGUAUAUAGUGAUGGAGUACUGUGAUGGAGGAGAUCUGAUGAAGAAGAUCAAAAUGCAGAGAGGAAUCCCCUUCACUGAGCAGCAGAUCGUGGGCUGGUUCAUUCAGAUCUGUCUGGGCCUCAAACACAUCCACGACAAGAAGAUUCUCCACAGAGACAUCAAGGCUCAGAAUAUCUUCCUCACCGACGGAGGGAUGAAAGCAAAGCUGGGCGACUUUGGAAUCGCAAGAAUGUUGAAUAACACCAUGGAGCUGGCCAGGACCUGUGUCGGGACGCCGUACUACCUCUCCCCGGAGAUCUGCGAGAGUCGGCCGUACAACAACAAGACGGACAUCUGGUCUCUUGGCUGUGUCCUGUACGAGCUCUGCACCCUGAGGCAUCCAUUUGAGGGCAGCAGCCUGCGUCAGUUGGUCAGUAAGAUCUGCAGGGGGCGCUACAACCCGGUGUCCAGCCGCUUCUCCUACGACCUCCGACUCCUGGUCACACAACUCUUCAAGGUGAACCCCCGGGACCGUCCCUCCGUCAGCUCCGUCCUCCGCCGCCCCUUCCUGGAGAAGCACAUCAGCAGACACCUGGACCCUCAGGUGAUGCAGGAGGAGUUUCGCCACACGACGUUGGACAGAAAUAAAGCGGCAGCAUCACAAGUCAUCAGAACAAGAGCAGCGAAAUCCCCAGAGAAGAUCCAGAGGUCCAGGGGAGCGGCGAGGGCGAGGCCCCGGGCCCCCGUGAAGAACCCGCCCGCCAAGCCGGACUGGAGGGGCCCACUCAGAGUCCAAGCACCUGCCCACUACAAACCUCUUCAUCAAAGAGCAGGACGGCCGGCGGCCGACAGAGACAUUGCAGGGCGGCAGGACCACAAAUGCAGGUUUAACGACCAGCAGCCGGUCGGCCACUACCAGCACUACCACGCCCAGCUGGACGCCUUCCAGAGGAGGGACAGAGAGGAUGUCCCUCCUCCUCCACUUCUUCCGCUUCCUCUUCCUCCUCCUCCCCCUCAUGAGAGAGAACAGCGAUGUGAAGACCUCACUGUUCCUCCUUUGGAGCCGUACCAGCUUGUGGCGGCAGCUCGACAUGAAUACCUGCAGAGGAGACUGGAGGCCAACCAGUACAAACUGAGAGCAGAGAAGCAGCUGGGUCUGCGUCCGUGUACAGCUGAAGGCAACAGGAGGCCUGGAGGUCGAGCUGAGCACGAGCACUCACCUCAGGACCGGAGGCAGGACGGACAACAGGACUACCUGCGUCAGCUGGACGUCAUCAGAGAACAGUACCACCAGGACAUGAGACAGAUGAGGCAGAGAGCUGAAGCAGAGGCGCAGCUGCAACAGAAACAUGGAACAUUUGUGGUGGAGAAACCCAGAGACACAGAAUCUGGUGCAGACGGUGAAGAGGAGCAGCACAAAGCUGCACCUGCACAGGACAUGGAAGCCGCCCUUAGGCAGGUGCGAGAGGAGAGGAGAGCACCGGAGAGGAAACACAAGGACAAGAAGGGAAUCAUGUUCGAGAUCCGGUUAGAAGACGGCGAGACGAAGGACGAGGAAGUGACGGAGAAAGACGAGGAAGAGAUGGACUCAGACCCUCUGAACCGGACUCUGAGCUUCCAGGAGGGGGAGGAGCUGAAGCUCAGGGAUUGGUCGGAGGAGAGGAGGGUGUGGAGUCAGAGGAGUCCUCAGACUCUGCUGGACGCUUUAGCCAACAUGGACGUCAUCUCGGCGAACGAUGACACCGUGAUCGAGACUGAACAAGGUGAAGAGGCGCCGGGUCGCAGGCAGUGGGGCGACGGGCCCCCCGUCACCCUGCUGAACGCUCUCGCUCAGGCCGAACUCACGUCGUCAACUCUGGACGCAGAUCUAGAGGCAGAGGACGGAGCAGCAGCAGAGGAGGAGGAGCGGGAGGAAGAAAAAGAGGAGAGGAGGGAGGAGGAUGAAGAGGAAGAGGACUCUGAUGUGGAGAUGGAUGAAGAGCGACUGGAGCCGAGGUCAGACGACGACGACACGAACUUCGAGGAGUCGGAGGACGAGCUGAGAGAAGCGGUGGCGGACUCCAUGAAGAACCUGUUCGUCAUGGAGGAUGGGAGCUCGGACGAGGUGGAAGACACAGAGGAGAGGAGGGCAGAGGUGCAUGAUGGGAAGAAGGACGCUGAAGACAAAGAUGGCGCCGCACACCCUCAACAAGUCCGACCGGAGCUGGAGGAUUCACCCGAGCCCAGAGGACCUGACCACGGAAUGCAGGAAGUCAAACAACAUCUAAAUAAAUAAGAGAGAUUUCUCCGUCACCCAGCAACAAGUCUCAGAAUUCCUCGAUGAGGGAGAGAGAUUCCAUGGUUUCCAGACACAUUUCAGAGGUAAACAAUGUUAAACAAAAUAUUAGGCAUAGCAGAUUCUUUAUAUAUACUUUAAAACGUGACUGUCGGGGGUUCUUUAAGUAGGUGAUUAAAUUCUAUCAGUUUGGAGGUUGAUGUUGUUGCUCCUCCAUGUUUCUCUUUGAUCGUCUUGUUUCCAGUGAAAACACCUGAGGACUUUCACUCACAUGAGUUUGACACUCGAAGUUUUUGCUAAUUCAUCGCAGUGGGACAGUUUUCACUCUAGUUGUCCAGCAGAGACACGUCCUUACAAUGUCAACGUCCUUUUCCUGUUCAUUUUUCCUUGGGAAUGAGACGCCAUGACAGUGACGGGAAGCUCUGGUCUGUUCGUGAUCCUCGGAGGAGGAGCUGGUCGGUCAGCGGCCUCGUCUGCUUCAGCCCGUCAUCGCUCCAGUUCACAC
Molecule: messenger RNA, 3159 nt
Organism: Scophthalmus maximus (turbot)
Lineage: Eukaryota; Metazoa; Chordata; Actinopteri; Pleuronectiformes; Scophthalmidae
Product: serine/threonine-protein kinase Nek5-like
Exons: 26
Coding region: 168-2654 (828 amino acids)
Biological process (GO): protein phosphorylation
Molecular function (GO): protein kinase activity; ATP binding
Source: RefSeq, a predicted model, not a curated record